Messenger RNA from Spinacia oleracea (spinach), 1395 nucleotides. RefSeq lists its product as uncharacterized. The record is from RefSeq and is a predicted model, not a curated record. The transcript has 8 exons. Gene Ontology annotation, biological process: mRNA splicing, via spliceosome. Gene Ontology annotation, cellular component: U2-type catalytic step 1 spliceosome. Bases 184 to 1128 code for a protein of 314 amino acids. Lineage: Eukaryota; Viridiplantae; Streptophyta; Magnoliopsida; Caryophyllales; Amaranthaceae.
AUAAAAGUCAAAAAACAAAAACAAAAACAAACAAAGAGCUGAAAAUUCCAUAUAAACACUGUAUUGGUUUCACUACCGAGCGUAGCCUCAUCAGAAAACCCCGUAUCCACCCGGUGAACCACCGCUCGCUGUGUCGCCGUGGUUCAAAUUUUGAAUUGAAGAGAGAGAAAAACAAGUAGAAAGAUGGGAGAAAGAAAGGUUUUGAACAAAUACUAUCCUCCAGAUUUUGAUCCGGCUAAAAUUCCCAGGCGAAGGCAGCCGAAGAAUCAGCAAAUCAAAGUUCGAAUGAUGUUGCCAAUGUCAAUUCGCUGCAGUACUUGCGGUAAUUAUAUAUACAAAGGAACCAAAUUCAACUCUAGGAAAGAAGACGUCAUUGGCGAGACAUAUUUGGGAAUCCAAGUAUUUAGAUUUUACUUCAAAUGCACAAAGUGUUCGGCGGAGCUGGCGAUGAAGACCGACCCUCAAAAUUCAGAUUAUGUGGUUGAGGCGGGUGCAACACGUAAUUUUGAACCGUGGCGGGAUAAAGAUGAGGAAGUUGAGAAGGAAAAAAUGAAACGAGAUUCUGAAGAAAUGGGAGAUGCAAUGAAAUCUUUGGAGAAUAGAACUUUGGACUCAAAAAGGGAAAUGGAUAUCCUGGCAACCCUUGAUGAAAUGAAGUCUAUGAGGUCAAGGCAUGCGACUGUCAGCGUAGAUGAAAUGUUAGAGGCCUUGCAGCGCACGGGUGAAGACAAGGAAAAGAAGCUGGAUGAAGAGGACGAGGCCCUUAUCAAGUCAAUAUUUAAUGGGUCCAAUCAGUAUGUGCGAAGGAUUGAUGAUGAAGAGUGGGAUGAUGACAGGGAUGAGAUAGAAAAAGACAACGUGAAGAGACAAAAACUUUCUGAAGAUGCUAGAAAACCUACAGAUGUCUUGACAAAGAGUAAUUUAACUGAAGAGUCGAGCAGCAAAGAACCUUCAGAAAGUAAACCCACCUUUCAGCCUCCAGCUGUACGAUUCAUGGUCAAGAGGAAAUCAGUCCGAAAACCAGAUGACAAAGAACUUGUGAAGGUAGAUACGAAGCAGCAUGAAGAUACUGCCCCUAGUGGUGGACUCCAGUCAUUGUGUCAGUAUGACAGUAACGACAGUGAUUAAGCGCAAGAUUAUGGGAACAAAUUGCACUAUGUUGCUGUUUCAGGCAUUCAAACAAUUUGCACUAGGUUGUUGUCUCGGUGUUUGCUAAACAUGUUAUAAAGUCUAGAUUGGUUUUGAAUAUAUAUUCUCAAUCCCUAUCGAUGUCUUAUGUGAUAGUAAAUGAAGUUAGUGGAGAGAAAGGAGAUACGAUUUUGACACACCCUUUAUUAGGUUUGUAAAAAUCAAUUUGCACAUUUGCAAGUCACAUGUUGAUUUCCAUGGUUACAA